UUCAUUUCCCUCAUACCUCAGGCUCUCCAUCUCCCCAACCUUUACCAUCCGCCCCGGAAAAACCGGCCUUCCGCACCACCCAAUCCCCUCCCACUCCCGAACAGAAAGUCUUCCCUGGACGCGGCCGACACGCCUACUUGACUAGAGGAACGAUAGACUCCACAGCAAAUUAUAACACGCUCCCACCUACCUCCAUGCGACUACUUCUAUCAAACAGUGGGCUGUUUUGAUUGCUCUCUGUCGACCUUGUCCCACAUCUUUUUUUGUUUUUAAACCCGAUGCUGCUGGAGGAGUUUACAUGGCUGGGUCCCAUAGGAGUCCACUGAAUGAUCAGUGGAGAGGUGCCAGCGACCCUAGAGAGCAGAGGAAUCGGGAUAGGCACAGGCCGCGUGGUUCUUACCAUGACCGAGAGAGAGACACAUUUCGCGACAGAGGCCGUGGUCGCCGACCAAAAGACGGCAGAUCCGAUCACGCCUUACGGUCGCCGCCACCGCGUCCUUUGCCCCCAUUCGACAACGAUCAACCCCUUCCACCACGACGUGAAUUUUCCCCCGGCGCCGCAUCAGCCCGUGGCUCUCCUGGUCGCCAUCGUCCCUUUACCCAUGCCGAACACUCGGAGAUGGGUUCGCGUCCUUCUCCCGAGUUUGAGAGAAACUAUCUAAGAGACGCUUCUCCGUCGGCACCUCCUUCAAAACGGAAGAGGACACGGAGUCCCUCCCCCAACCCUUAUCGCCACCAUCCUCACUACCAACCGCAUCGUCGCCCCCCGUUCAGAGGUGAACGAAGGGGCCGAUUCCCAGGCCGUGGAAGGUCUCGAGGGGAUCCCCGACGAGGGCGAGAUCGGCGCGGGGGUCGUCGGAACUCAUCCCUCCAACGGCGCUCUCGGUCUCCUGUCCGUGGUGCCAAGUCAUAUGCGUACCCUCGUCGGCGAUUUCACAGUCCUUACCGGGAAGGUGAUGCUGAAGAAGGGUCUCGUUACCGAUCUAUGUCCCGGGACUCUUUCCGAUCGGAUGACUCUAGGUACUCGGUAAUAUCACGCAGGGACUCGAGAGGUGAUCCCUCCAUGCAUUCGAACUACCCCGUCCGAUCCACGGGGGGUUCCUCAGUCAGAUCGCUGACACCACCACCUCGUCGUCGCAUGUCGGGAUUCGAUGCGGAUAAUGCUAGUAUUUCUGGCGAUGGAGAUGCAAUCGAUGACUCCUUUUCGAGGCAGGAAAUGCACGGUCCUGAAGGACAUGGCCACCAUCCCCGAUCCUCUCGGACGCAUGCAGACCCUGGACGAUAUUCGAAAUCCCCGCGUUAUUCUCCCACCAACUCAAAUUACGGCUCUCCGCAGCCUCCCUAUCACGAACCAGCUGGUAAUUCCCCCCCAUAUUGGCAGGAUAAUCAUGCGGCAAAUAAACCCCAGAGCCAUAACUAUAAACAUCAAAGCUCGUCAAACUCAUACUCGGGUCCGUCACAUCGCCCUGGCUCGGGGUACCGUGGAGGCUAUCAAAGCCAUGGGGGCGACCGUCGAUUCUCUGGUCCUGGCCCACCAGGUUAUAGCAACGGACCGUCAUCGCGUGGUCGGGGUGGCUUCCAUAGGGGUGGUCGAGGAGGUCCUCGCAGUCCACGCAUGGGCCACCGUUCUUCACUAAGUCCUCCGCCCCCGCCUCCGGCUCCCGCAGGUGACGAGCUGCCUUAUAGCCCCGACGAACGUGAGCUCGCACUCAAACCUUUCAAACAGUUCUUCGAACGCGAAGGGGAAGGGCCAAGACCGGCAUCAGAGAAUGGUGAUUCUGAGAGACCUGCGCCGGCUGCACAGCAGCAGCAACCCGAUACAUCAGCGGCACCGAACAAAGGGGGCAAAAUCAGCUUUGCCAUCAAGCCGAAGCCGAACACAGCAUCUGCCCCCAAGCCCGUACCUGAUCUGGCCCAGAGGAUGCUCGCGCGAGAGCCACCAUCGCGGGCUGCUGAACCUCCUCGCAGCAGGAUGCCCAUGGGGCCGCCGCCCAAAUUCAGGCCCGAUCCACGAUCGGAGCGCCGCGAACGCGACCGAGAUAGGGAGUGGGACGCGAAGCGAGACAGAGACCGCGAGAAGGGGAGAAAUGACCGCCGAGACUUUCGUGAUUCGCGCGGUUUCCGUGAGUUUCGGGGUGGGCGUGAUGCGCCGAGAGGUGGGCGUGAUUCUCGGAGAGAGGAUCGUCGGUUCGAUAAUCGCCACGAUAGACGACGCGGUGGUGACCGCCGACCCGACUACCGUCCCGAACGUUCUCCAGAGCCGCCGAAACAGCCUAAGAUCCUCACUCGACCCAAGCCGCGCCCUACUCUGCCUGAAGAAUUCGCCAAGUCUGAUUCUGUCUAUUUCCGGAAGCCUGGAAAUGAGUCGGUGAUCGGCGCUGGUACCUACGGAAAGGUCUUCAAGGCGAUCCAUGUCUAUACCGAACAGAAGGUGGCCCUGAAGAAGAUCCGGAUGGAAGGCGAAAAGGACGGAUUUCCUGUGACCGCCGUCCGCGAGAUCAAGUUGCUUCAGCACCUCCGCAGCGACAACGUGGUCAGUCUGCUGGAGGUCAUGGUUGAGAGGAAUGAGUGCUUCAUGGUGUUUGAAUAUCUCUCCCACGAUCUCACUGGUCUCAUCAACCACCCAACCUUUGCCCUGACGGCCGCUCACAAGAAGGACCUGGCGAAACAGAUGUUUGCGGGGCUGAAUUACCUCCACCACCGGGGCAUCCUCCAUCGCGACAUCAAAGCCGCCAACAUCCUAAUCAGCAACCGAGGGCAAUUGAAGUACGCCGACUUCGGAUUAGCCCGGUUCUUCUCCAAGAGCCGCCAGGCCGACUACACGAAUCGCGUGAUCACCAUAUGGUACCGGCCACCCGAGCUCCUUCUCGGCGAAACUCGGUACGGCCCCGCCGUGGAUGUCUGGAGUGCAGCCUGCGUGUACGUCGAGAUGUUCACGAAAAAGGCCGUUUUCCCCGGCGAAGGCGGGGAGAUCAGCCAACUGGACAAGCUGUACAACUCGCUCGGGACACCGACUCGGGCCGAGUGGCCCGAUCUCGUGGAGAUGCCGUGGUUCGAGCUGAUGCGGCCGACGGAGCGCAAGAAGCGGGUUUUCGAAGAAACGUACCGCGAGGUUCUGUCGCCUGCCGCGUUGGACAUGGUGUCGCAGGUGUUUCAGUACGAUCCUGCCAAACGGCCGACUGCGGAGCAAGUCCUUCAACACCCGUACUUUAUGUCGGAAGAGCCCCAGCCCCAGCAGGCUAUUGAGUUGGAAAACAUCGUGGGCGACUGGCACGAGUUCGAGUCCAAGGCACUGCGCAAGGAAAAGGACAAGGAGCGCCGAGCGGAAUACCAGCGGGACAAGGAGAAGCGCAAGGCGGGUCUGUUGGUCCCGGCGAGUGAACGCGAGAUGAAGCGUGCGAGGCCGGAGGAUUCGUCUGUUAUGCCGUAGACCCUGACCCUGGCCUUCUAUAAUUGGCAUCACAUUUUCUUCAUCACAUUUUCUUCAGUCUUCAAUUUCAAAAGCGUGGUACGGGUGCAUUAUGGAGCUUCUAGCCUGACACAUCGGAUAUCUUUGGGAUGCCCUAUGAUGGGAUAGGCCUCUUGGACAUUACGUUUACGUCUAGCACAUUUGUCACAAUGGACGAUCUACGCAUAGGAUGAAUCUUUGCAGCGCAGAAGCAGAGUUGCAUUUGAGGGUAUUAUUUGCG
Aspergillus campestris IBT 28561 is the source of this 3689-nucleotide messenger RNA. RefSeq names its product putative protein kinase. The coding region runs from base 299 to 3430 and encodes 1043 amino acids. Gene Ontology annotation, biological process: transcription elongation by RNA polymerase II; positive regulation of transcription elongation by RNA polymerase II; protein phosphorylation. The record is from RefSeq and is a predicted model, not a curated record. Gene Ontology annotation, molecular function: RNA polymerase II CTD heptapeptide repeat kinase activity; cyclin binding; cyclin-dependent protein serine/threonine kinase activity. The transcript is spliced from 3 exons. Gene Ontology annotation, cellular component: cyclin/CDK positive transcription elongation factor complex; nucleus. Lineage: Eukaryota; Fungi; Ascomycota; Eurotiomycetes; Eurotiales; Aspergillaceae.